Molecule: messenger RNA, 1050 nt
Organism: Echinostoma caproni
Lineage: Eukaryota; Metazoa; Platyhelminthes; Trematoda; Plagiorchiida; Echinostomatidae
Source: the annotation of a GenBank genome assembly
AUGGCAGCUGUUUUGUUUGAGUGCGCGGAAUCCGAUAUAUAUAUACCAAAUUUUGGUCCCAGUACGAAUCACAACAAUUGGCGUCGCGGUCAUUUUGAACCAAUAGAUUCCUGUAGUUUGGAGAACUUGAAUAUACAUGCCAGCGCGUGCGAUGUCGAAGACUAUCUUGAACGGUUUGAGAUUUGGUGCAUUACGCAGAAAGAACUCGAAGGAGAAAGCAAAACGGCUUAUUUCCUAACGGUCAGCGGAAAGGAUGCAUACUCGUUGUUGAAGAGUUUGGCAUCCCCUGAUUCUCCUAUAGCGUUGUGGUAUAAAUCCUUGGAAACUUUGCUACUGAAGCAUCUACAUCCGGCUAUUUUCGAAGCAGCUGAACGAGCCAAAUUUCAUUCACGUGGUGGACGCCAACCUGAACGUGACUUUAUUCUUCAAUUUCAGACUCAAGCAUUUGUUUGCAACUUCGGAGAUCAAUUGCAAACCCAGUUACGUGAUCGAUUAAUUGCCGGUAUUAAUUACCCGAAAUUACAGCAAAAGCUCCUGCUCAUUCGCGAUUGCACAUUUCAGUUAUCUACGGCAGUUUGUGAACAGUACCAAGAUGUCCGUGCCAUUAUUUGUGAUGAACCCAACUUGUUUUUCAAUGCCAGCAAUUCCAAACAGUCACCGUCCCGACGAAAUCGGUUUUUCGAAAAGGGCUCGAAAACACCAAGCAACGUCAGUUCUCUGGCCCGCAAUGAGCAAUGGAUUCAAAGAUGGAACAAGUGCAAUUCCUGUGGUCAAAGACAUUUUCGGCUAUCCUGCAGAUUUCGAAAUACCAAGUGUCACAAUUGCGUACGUGAAUGUUCCAAGGCAAAGGGCGGUAUCAAAAUGACACAUAUGAGUCCCGAAGUGACCGGUCCUCCGGUGCGGAUUAUCCCACUUGGACUUGAUGACCCCGUAAAAAAGGCAUUAGAUGAAAUGGUAAGCAAGGGAGUUCUGACACCCGUGAAUUCUUCGGCUUGGGCCACGCCAAUUGUUACUCUACUAAAGCGUGACGGGAAGACUCCUCGGAUAUGA